Messenger RNA from Prosopis cineraria, 1524 nucleotides. RefSeq lists its product as uncharacterized. Lineage: Eukaryota; Viridiplantae; Streptophyta; Magnoliopsida; Fabales; Fabaceae. The transcript has 5 exons. Bases 324 to 1394 code for a protein of 356 amino acids. The record is from RefSeq and is a predicted model, not a curated record.
CAAGCUGUGAAAUGGAAAUAUCGGAGAGCAAAGAACGCCGGAGCCGCAAUUGAAACAACACCGGGGGGGAGAGAGAGAGGGGCGAGAAAGAUGCUCUCAAAUGGGAACCUUCAGGAGGGAUAUCCUCCCAGCUCUGGUAAGCCAAAUAUGACCGUCUCAAACUCAGUCAAAUGACCACCCAAUCCCUCCUUUUUUCCGCCUUCCUCUUCCUCUGUUUUUUCAUCCUGGCUUGAUAUUCGAUUCUCCUAACAGGCUAUUAUGCUUAGAUCCAUCUGUCAAAAGCGCACCCUCUUCUGUCUCUGCAGAUUCAAUUUUUGUCAGGGAUGGUCUCCAGAGCAGCCAUAGUUUUGCUUAUCGGUCUUCUGGGCAUGGUUUAUCAGGCCACUCAGCUUCCUCCUCCCAGUCGUACUGAUGACCCCUCCAAUGAUGACCUCCCCUUGGUUUCUCCUAGAAUCAGGCUCCGCGACGGAAGGUAUCUGGCUUACAGAGAGUUUGGCGUCCCCAAGGAGAAAGCCAAGCACAAGAUAAUCAUUGUCCAUGGAUUUGGAAGCUCCAAAGAGAUGAACUUCCUGGCACCCCAAGAACUAAUAGAUGAACUUGGCAUAUAUCUUCUGCAAUAUGAUCGGGCUGGAUAUGGAGAAAGUGAUCCGAACCCAAAACGCUCACUGAAAUCUGAAGUACUUGACAUUCAAGAACUUGCUGAUCAGCUACAGAUAGGACCACAGUUUUAUGUGGUCGGAGUCUCAAUGGGAUCCUAUGCUACCUGGAGCUGCCUGAAGUACAUCCCACACAGGCUAGCUGGUGUGGCCCUAGUGGCUCCUGUCAUCAAUUACCAAUGGCCUUCACUUCCUGAGACUCUCAUAAAGGAGGACUAUAGAAGGAAACUUAUGAGGUGGGCUAUGUGGCUUGCAAAAUACUCCCCAACACUAUUGCACUGGUGGGUGACUCAGAAGUGGCUCCCCUCAACUUCUGUAAUUGAAAGAAACCCCCGAUUCUUCAACAAAAGAGAUAUUGAUAUUUUAAAGAUAAUUCCUGGGUUCCCAAUGCUUACUAAGGAGAAAUUAAAGGAACAGGAUGUUUUCGACACGCUGCGACAUGACUGGAUGGUGGCUUUUGGAAAGUGGGAAUUCGACCCAACAGAGCUGAGCAAUCCAUUUCCUCAGAAUUCUACAUUGGCUCACAUUUGGCAAGGUUUUGAAGACAAGGUCGUGCCCUCUCAAAUCCAGAGAUUUAUUUCAGAGAAGCUACCCUGGAUCCGUUAUCAUGAAGUUCCAGAUGGUGGCCAUUUGAUUAUACAUUAUAGUGGCUUGUGUGAGGCCAUUCUAAGAGCCCUUUUACUUGGAGAAGAAAAUGUUUCAUAUAGGCCUAGAUUGUCAUCCACAUUUGUAUUUUAAAAAAAAGCCAUGAUGAUCUCAUUAUUGUCCAAAUAUAUCGUUUUAGGAUGAUAUCCAAUUAUGUGUACAUUACAUUUGUUGAUUGGCAAGUUUGAAUAAGGAAAGAAAAUGUCCUCCGAUUCUCUGUAAA